GGAUUACGAAACUUAACACAGACUUAUAUAACAAAACAAAUACAAAUUGCUUGUUUUAAAAUCAAGUUAGGAAUGUAUUGCGAGAAGCUGAAAAAAACAAAUCUUAGAAUGAAAAAGUAGCUAGCAAUCCUCAUCCCAACCGUCACAGCAACUAGCCACUCAAAAUAUUACUCAAGAAUCUUCUUCAGUGUUACUAAAGAGUGGGAUGCUGCUGGUUAAGCAGGGAAAGAACCAAACUCAGAAACUUUCUAAUGCAUGUUUUCAAAGGGUUUGUGCAGAAAAUGCCAAAGAAAAAAAAAAUCAUUAAAAUGAUGACUCAUUUUCUUCUUUUUGACUCCAUAAAAGCAUAGGCUUGUGCUCAAAACAUAUAUAAACAUAGCGAGUAGAAUAGCGGAUUAAGAGGAAAAAGAAGGAAGAUGAGCAUGAUUUCAACUUCAUUUCUUGCUUACACAACCAAAAUCACCAAAAAGCCAAAUCCAUACUCAAUCUUUCACUUUCUCCUAUUUUCUUCAGUUGCCAAUGCCAACCAACCCCAAAAAAACCCAUCUUUCUCCACAACUACUAUUCCCGCCAGACUCAACCACAAAGACUGGUUAGCCCCAAAUGAGGUCGUCCAAGUUUUCGCAGCCAUUAGAGACCCCAACUCAGUCCUCUCCGCAUUAGAUCACUACUCCAAGCGCAAGGACUACAAACCCAACGAACCUCUCUAUUCCUUAAUCGUCGAAAAGCUCACCCAAGCCCGUUUGUACGACGACAUUGAUGAUGUCGUUUCGCGGAUUAGAGCCGAGAGGAACUGCCAGUUAUCUGACGAGUUCUUCCGCAACGUCAUCAGGGUUUAUGGAAACAUGGCUGGUCGGAUAAACAAAGCCAUCGAGACUCUUUUCGAUAUGCCCAGGCAAGAUUGUUGGCCCACUGUCAAGACCUUUAACUUGGUUCUGAAUUUGCUCGUGUCGGCAAGGCUUUUUGAUGUCGUUCAUGAGGUUUAUGUGGGUGCCCCAAAGUUGGGUAUUGAGAUUGAUGCUUGUUGCCUUAAUAUACUGAUAAAAGCCUUGUGUGAAUGUGGGAAAUUGGAUGAUGCACUUAAGAUGCUCGAUGAAUUUCCUCAACUGAAGUUGAAACCGAAUGCUAUGACUUUUUCCACGCUUAUGCAUAGUUUUUGUGAUCGUGGGAAAGUAGAAGAAGCUUUUCGUUUGCUUGAGAGGAUGGAAAUUGAGGGUAUCGAUCCGGAUACGAUAACAUUCAAUAUAUUGAUUUCAGGGCUUAGAAAACUAGGGAGGGUUGAUGAAGGCAUUAUACUUUUGGAGAGAAUGAGGGUCAAGGGGUGUAAUCCAACUUCUGCCUCUUAUCAAGAGGUUUUGUAUGGUUUACUUGAUGCAGAAAGGUUUUCAGAGGCCAAAGAUUUUAUGAGAAAGAUAAUCUCAAAGGGUGGGAGUCCUAGCUUUAAAUCAUUCAAGUCUUUGAUUAAUGGACUAUGCAAGGAAAAUCAACUGGAAGAUGUAGAUUGGGCUUUGAAGCUGAUGAGAAGACAAGGCUUUGUACCCAAAAUGGGAAUGUGGAGGCAGAUUCUUCGGAGUCAAUUUGCUGGAAAAAACAAUCAUAUCUGUGAUUCUUUUGAAGAAAUUAUAGCCAGUUAGAUCACUUAAUGAUUUUGUGUUAAUGUUAUAUUCAGACAAAAACAAAACAGAGGAUUAAAACAAAAUAUGAUUACAUUUUCUAGCUUGAUCUGUUUCCAUUGGAUUUCAAAUCAAAACUGUACUGGUUGUUAAAACAUUUGGUCCUUGUACAAAUCUCCACUUUUACUGAUUGAUUGGUCCUUUUUUUUCCAAA
Messenger RNA from Cannabis sativa, 1827 nucleotides. Its product is annotated as pentatricopeptide repeat-containing protein At3g14580, mitochondrial. The record is from RefSeq and is a predicted model, not a curated record. Lineage: Eukaryota; Viridiplantae; Streptophyta; Magnoliopsida; Rosales; Cannabaceae. Bases 417 to 1634 code for a protein of 405 amino acids. Gene Ontology annotation, molecular function: protein binding. The transcript has a single exon.